AUGGCCCAAAGUAAAUGUACUCGCACAGGGUUAGCUCUGUAUAAUCUGAUCUCUGCUGUAGGCUGGGCAUUUAUAUUUUAUCAAGUUGUAAGAACCUAUCCGAUGGUGGGGCAACCAGCCUUUUUUGACGUUACAAAGAACAUCGUCACCUUUGUGCAAUGUGGUGCCUUAAUUGAGAUCAUAAACUCUCUAUUUGGCAUCGUUAGAUCUCCAAUCGUUACGACUGCUGCCCAAGUUCUUUCAAGAUUGUUAGUGGUCAUUGGUAUCUUCCAACUAUUACCAGAGACACCAGCUGCUCAUUCCAUUUCUUAUAUCACUCUACUACUAGCUUGGUCCACAACUGAAGUUGUAAGAUACUUAUUCUAUUUCUUCACUUUAUGCAGAAAAGAUGGUCCACCAAAAGUUUUAUUACUAUUAAGAUAUAACUUGUUCUGGGUCCUAUAUCCAACUGGUGUUGCUAGUGAAUUGUCGAUCAUUUACUCUGCACUACCAAUUGCUGAGCGCGUUUACGGACCUUUAUACAAGUACGUUUUGGUCGGUUCCAUGUUGACCUACAUCCCAGGACUCCCAAUGCUAUUCAUGCACAUGGUUGCUCAAAGGAGAAAAGUAAUGAAGUCUCUCAAAGAAAAUCCAGCUAAGAAGACCAAUUAG
Messenger RNA from Kazachstania africana CBS 2517, 651 nucleotides. It is a transcript of the gene PHS1, whose product is annotated as enoyl-CoA hydratase PHS1. Gene Ontology annotation, molecular function: 3-hydroxyacyl-CoA dehydratase activity. The record is from RefSeq and is a predicted model, not a curated record. NCBI's taxonomy places the organism in Eukaryota, Fungi, Ascomycota, Saccharomycetes, Saccharomycetales, Saccharomycetaceae. Gene Ontology annotation, cellular component: endoplasmic reticulum membrane. The transcript has a single exon. Gene Ontology annotation, biological process: fatty acid elongation; very long-chain fatty acid biosynthetic process; sphingolipid biosynthetic process. Bases 1 to 651 code for a protein of 216 amino acids.